CUCUGUACAGGUUACAGUCCCAAGAAGGGGGAACGCGCUGCUCGCAGCCUCCCAGCAUGGCAGCCCAGAAGCGCCUCGCCUUCUCCAUCAUCCAGUUUCUACAUGACCAGCUACAGAACGGGGGUCUGUCUCCAGAUGCUCAGGAGAGUUUGGAAGUGGCCAUCCAGUGCCUGGAGACAGCAUUUGGGGUCUCAAUGGAAGACCAAGGCUUAGCUGUGUCCCAGACUCUCCCUGAAAUAUUUGAAGCUGCUGUAGGAAAGGAGCCUGAACACCUCAGAACAAAUUCAGAGCCCUUCACCCCCUCUGAAGAUGACAUAGCUGAAGCUGAAAGACUCAAGACUGAAGGAAAUGAACAAAUGAAGGCAGAAAACUUUGAAGCUGCUGUGUCUUUCUAUGGAAAAGCCAUUGAAUUAAAUCCAUCCAAUGCUGUGUAUUUCUGCAACAGAGCUGCUGCAUACAGUAAACUAGGAAAUUAUGCUGGAGCAGUGAGAGACUGUGAAAGAGCUAUAGGCAUUGAUCCCAACUACAGCAAAGCUUAUGGCAGAAUGGGCUUGGCCCUCUCCAGUUUAAAUAAACACACAGAAGCUGUUGUUUACUACAAAAAAGCCCUGGAGCUGGAUCCAGACAAUGACACGUACAAAUCAAACCUUAAAAUAGCUGAACAGAAAAUGAAGGAGACUCCUAGUCCGACUGGAGGUCCAGGAGGAUUCGAUUUAGCUGGCUUGCUGAACAACCCUGGCUUCAUGAGCAUGGCAUCAAACCUCAUGAACAAUCCCCAAGUACAACAGCUCAUGUCUGGGAUGAUUUCUGGUGGCCACAGCACCAUGGGAGCAGCAGGAACCAGCCCCUCCACGAAUGAUCUCGCCAGCCUCAUCCAAGCGUGA
This is a messenger RNA of Antrostomus carolinensis (chuck-will's-widow), 884 nucleotides long. It is a transcript of the gene SGTA, whose product is annotated as small glutamine rich tetratricopeptide repeat co-chaperone alpha. The transcript is spliced from 9 exons. Gene Ontology annotation, molecular function: molecular adaptor activity; protein binding. NCBI's taxonomy places the organism in Eukaryota, Metazoa, Chordata, Aves, Caprimulgiformes, Caprimulgidae. The coding region runs from base 57 to 884 and encodes 275 amino acids. Gene Ontology annotation, cellular component: TRC complex; membrane. Gene Ontology annotation, biological process: post-translational protein targeting to endoplasmic reticulum membrane. The record is from RefSeq and is a predicted model, not a curated record.